AUGGGAAACAAUAUACAAAAGUUUUAAGACAUUAAUUUAAUGUAAGGUUAUAUUAUCAUUAAAUUAUUUAGGCUGGAUUGCAAGUCAAAAUUAUAAUGGAAACAUUUUUGUCAAAAAAGUAUCUAUAUGGAGCGACAAGUAAUUAAUAAUGAAUCAUAAUUCAGAAUCAUUAAUGUUAAUAUUGUUUUCAUAUUAUACAAUUUCAUUAUAUUAAAGAGCAGUUGGGGAUUUAGAGAUUUUACUUUGUCAAUUUUAAGAUGUCCUUAGAGUUGCUAUGAUUUUCAUAAUUGUUAUUAUUGGAGAAGUUUUAUCUCAUCGUGGCAUGAAUCAAUGGGUGGGUGAAAAUGAUAACACCUAACCUGCAAUAUAUAUAUGUGUGAGUUUUGAUCUUGUUGGAGGAUUACCGAAUUUAGCACCAGCUGAUAAAUUGGAAAAAACUAUAGAAAAUUUAACUCCUCAAAAUAAAAUUUAAGUAAACUUAUAAAUUUGGAAAAUUGAUUCAUAGAAUAAUGAAAACUUUUAGUUACUGGUAGAUGAUUAAAUUAAAACAUAUGCUAUUUUCUGA
This is a messenger RNA of Paramecium octaurelia, 565 nucleotides long. Lineage: Eukaryota; Ciliophora; Oligohymenophorea; Peniculida; Parameciidae. The record is from the annotation of a GenBank genome assembly.